UGAUAUUUUGAUAUUAUCCCCAAUAAUAGCAGGUGAAGAUGGUGGUGUUCCUGCUGGAUUUGCUGUUGGUAGUGGCGAGGCAGAAUCAACAACAAUGGCUGUUGAUCAACCAAUUACAAGUGGUGACUCAUCAAGCCGAAAUGAUGGUUCUUUGGCACAACCAUCGGCUUCAGAAAAUGCAUGUAUAGAUUUUAGUUUAGUUGAUGGGGAUAUUCAAAUGGAAGAAUUAACUGAAGAAGAGCAAAUGGCCCGUGCCAUUGAAAUGUCAAUGCAAAGUAGCGAUGGGAUUGUUGUAUCGGAUGAAGUUAUGAGUUCGGUGUUGCAAUCCUUACCGGGAGUAGAUACCCAUGAUCCCAGAAUUCAGAAUGUUCUUCAGCAGGGAUUUUCAGGAAAUAACAAUAAUCGAAAGGAAAACGAUGGUAAAGAUG
Messenger RNA from Racocetra persica, 428 nucleotides. NCBI's taxonomy places the organism in Eukaryota, Fungi, Glomeromycota, Glomeromycetes, Diversisporales, Gigasporaceae. The record is from the annotation of a GenBank genome assembly.